Salvelinus namaycush (lake trout) is the source of this 1520-nucleotide messenger RNA. Its product is annotated as zinc finger protein 362-like. Gene Ontology annotation, cellular component: PcG protein complex; transcription regulator complex. The coding region runs from base 77 to 1423 and encodes 448 amino acids. The record is from RefSeq and is a predicted model, not a curated record. Gene Ontology annotation, molecular function: DNA-binding transcription factor activity, RNA polymerase II-specific; RNA polymerase II cis-regulatory region sequence-specific DNA binding. Lineage: Eukaryota; Metazoa; Chordata; Actinopteri; Salmoniformes; Salmonidae. The transcript has 9 exons. Gene Ontology annotation, biological process: regulation of transcription by RNA polymerase II.
ACCAAUUGGAGGCAGGCAGAAAGAAUACCAAUCUUUAAUAAUAAAGCAAGACAAAAUCUGCAAUCGGGACAUCAGGAUGGCUGAGCCUCGGUUCAACAACCCCUACUUCUGGCCUCCGCCUCCCUCCAUGCCUGGCCAGCUGGAUAACCUGGUGCUCAUCAACAAGAUCAAGGAGCAGCUGAUGGCUGAGAAGAUCCGACCCCUGCACCUGCCACCCAACUCAGCCUCCUCUCAGCAAACCCUGCUGGUGGCUUCCUCCCCCUCGGACGGGGGGCAGCAGCAGCAUGGCAUGCCCAUGCCCAAGCACCAGCAGGGGCAGCACCACCCUCAGGGCUCGGUCCAGCAGCCCGACAUCGCCCUGCACGCCCGCCCAGCCUCCAGCUCUGUGCCAGGUAGGUACUGUAACAGUGUUUACGUGAAUAUGGAUGACAAGUCAGCAGUGAAGGCCAAAGGACUGUGGGAUGAGUGGCACAUGCGACAGAUCGUAGAGCAGCCCUCUAGAGUUAACCAUCGGUCAGGUCUGGCCCCGUCGUCCCGGCCAGACGGCCACAGCAUUUCCGAGGCCCUCACGCCCACCACACCCACCUCCAGCAGCCAGAACCGACUGGGAGGGGCCCCAUCGGUCAACAUCAUCUCCGGAUUGGCCAGUGGGCCUGGCAUGGAGCAGAUGAAGAGCGGGGGCCUGGCCGGACUCCUCGGCCCUCCACCCAAGACACCCCGCGGGCGGAAGAAGAUCAAAGCGGAGAGCGGAGGGGCUCUUCUGGUGGUGCCCUACCCCAUCAUGGCCUCUGGCGCAGACCAGGGCUGCAUCACCUUCCCUGCCAAAGAGGGCAAAACGUACAGAUGCAAAGUGUGUCCGCUUACCUUCUUGUCCAAGUCGGAGAUGCAGAUCCACUCCAAGUCCCACACGGAGGCCAAACCCCACAAGUGUCCCCACUGCUCCAAGUCCUUUGCCAAUGCGUCCUACCUGGCCCAGCACCUCCGCAUUCACCUGGGCAUCAAGCCUUACCACUGCUCCUACUGCGAGAACUCCUUCCGUCAGCUCUCGCACCUGCAGCAGCACACCAGAAUCCACACUGGUGACAGACCCUAUAAAUGCGCGGCCCCUGGAUGUGAAAAGGCCUUUACCCAGCUCUCUAACCUACAGUCUCACCAGAGGCAGCACAACAAGGACAAGCCGUACAAAUGUCCCAACUGCUACCGUGCCUACUCAGAUUCAGCAUCGUUACAGAUCCACCUGUCUACGCACGCCAUCAAAAACGCUAAGGCCUACUGCUGCAGUAUGUGUGGCCGGGCAUACACCUCAGAAACCUACCUUAUGAAGCACAUGUCCAAACAUACAGUGGUUGAGCACCUAGUGAGCCACCAGUCCCCCCAGAGGACAGAGUCUCCCAGUAUCCCAAUACGCAUCUCCCUCAUCUGAGCUCUCCACCCACACAGCAUUACUGUAUGUUGUUGUAUUCAUUUUCUAUGUAAGGCUGUAGUUUAGGGACCCUGCAUAUAAGGCCAUCGACACAAGG